Messenger RNA from Leptopilina boulardi, 4116 nucleotides. It is a transcript of the gene ple, whose product is annotated as tyrosine 3-monooxygenase. The record is from RefSeq and is a predicted model, not a curated record. Gene Ontology annotation, biological process: dopamine biosynthetic process from tyrosine. The transcript is spliced from 6 exons. The coding region runs from base 506 to 2212 and encodes 568 amino acids. Lineage: Eukaryota; Metazoa; Arthropoda; Insecta; Hymenoptera; Figitidae. Gene Ontology annotation, cellular component: cytoplasm; axon; perikaryon. Gene Ontology annotation, molecular function: tyrosine 3-monooxygenase activity; iron ion binding.
CCGCCCUGACGACGCAUUCGCUCGUUCGCUUCGCCCAAAGCUGAUUCGCGGGGGAGCCUCUUUAUAAGAAGACCCUGAGGAAGAAGAAAGAAAGAAUUUUCAAGAAUUAGAAAAAAAAUUAUUUUUUUGAAAUAAAACCGCGCGGAGUAAUUUGAGCUUGACGUGAUUAACGACAGACGAAUUUCAAAAAAAAAAAAGUUACCCCUUUGAAAUUAUUUUUUUUUGUGGUCGUCGCGAUCCUCAAGAAUCUACAUAGACACCGUGAUUAUUCCUCAAUCUUCAGAUUAUUAACGGAUCCUGCAGGCAGUGAAAUUAUUAUUAUUAUUAUUAUUAUUAUAAUUAUUUGGUUUUAUCAGGCUUGCUGAAAACCGGAGGCACCCCUUUUAGAAAAAAUUAAAAUUCAUAUCAGGGCAGUGAUAAGACAAUUGUGACCAAAAAAAAGGUUUCAAUUGUUUCGUUUUUGUUUUUUUGAAAAGAAGAAAAUAAUUCAUAAACGAAGAUCACAAUGGCUGUUGCAGCGGCACAGAAAAAUCGAGAGAUGUUCGCUAUUAAAAAAUCUUAUAGUAUUGAGAAUGGAUAUCCAGCACGACGUCGUUCUUUAGUUGACGAUGCUCGAUUUGAAACUUUGGUUGUGAAACAAACGAAGCAAAGUGUGCUUGAGGAAGCCAGACAGAGGGCAAAUGACACAAUUUCCGAUUCCACUGCAUGUGAUCAGGAACAAACUCAAAUUGAAGAUGAAACUUAUACUUCGUCGAGCGAUGAUGAUCAAUCAGAAUCGCUCAGUCGUGCAGCUCAAGAAAGUGAAGCUAAAGCAGAAGCUUCCUCCUCGGAUGGUGAAGGAAAACCAGAAGAUGAUGAUGAAAAUGCUGGCCUCACUGAAGAGGAAGUUGUCCUGGCAAAAACAAUUGCCGAAACACCGGAUAAUGAACAAAUUGUUCAACGAGCAGCUCUCGUACUUCGUCUACGUGAGGGAAUAAGUUCAUUGUCGCGAAUUUUAAAAACAAUUGAAAAUUUCAAAGGCACCGUGACUCAUGUUGAAUCGCGACCAUCAAAAAAAGAAGGACUACAAUUUGAUGUCUUGGUAAAAGUUGAUAUGACAAGACAAAGUCUACUUCAAUUGAUUCGUAAUUUAAGACAAAGUUCAUCAUUAGCUGAAGUCACAUUACUUGCUGAUAAUUCAAUGAGCAUUAAAGAUCCCUGGUUUCCAAGACAUGCAUCAGAACUUGAUAAUUGCAAUCAUUUAAUGACAAAAUAUGAACCCGAUUUAGAUAUGAAUCAUCCUGGUUUUGCCGAUAAGGAAUAUCGUGCACGACGUAAAGUAAUCGCUGAAAUUGCAUUUGCCUAUAAAUAUGGUGAUCCAAUUCCAAGUAUUCCAUAUACAGAAACUGAAAAUAAUACUUGGAAUCGUGUUUUUAAUACAUUAAUUGAUUUGGUGCCAAAACAUGCAUGCAUUGAAUAUCAAAGAGUAUUUAAAAAAUUGCAAGAGGAAAAAAUUUUUGAACCCGCACGCAUACCACAAUUACAGGAAGUUAGUGAUUUUUUGAAAAGAGAAACUGGAUUCACAUUGAGACCAGCUGCUGGAUUAUUGACGGCACGUGAUUUUCUCUCGAGUUUGGCAUUUAGAAUCUUUCAGAGUACUCAAUAUAUUCGACACAUUAAUAGUCCUUAUCACACGCCUGAACCUGACGCAAUUCACGAACUUUUGGGACACAUGCCCCUAUUGGCUGAUCCAAGUUUCGCUCAAUUUUCACAGGAAAUUGGUCUCGCAUCAUUGGGUGCAUCAGAUGAGGAAAUUGAAAAACUCUCAACAAUUUAUUGGUUCACAGUUGAAUUUGGCUUAUGUCGUGAGGGUAAAGAGGUUAAAGCCUAUGGUGCUGGUCUAUUGUCAGCAUAUGGUGAAUUACUUCAUUCGUUAAGCGAUAAAUGUGAACAUAGAGCAUUUGAUCCAUCGAUAACGGCACUUCAACCAUAUCAGGAUCAAGAUUAUCAGCCAGUUUAUUAUGUUGCCGAAAGUUUUGAAGACGCUAAAGAAAAAUUCCGUCGUUGGGUGAGCACAAUGAGCCGACCAUUUGAGGUUAGAUUUAAUCCACAUACACAACGUGUGGAGGUACUCGAUACUGUUGAUAGGCUGGAGAAUCUUGUUUCACAAAUGAAUCUUGAAAUGACACAUUUGACGAAUGCACUCAAUAAAAUGAAAUCGUCCUUUGCGUAAAAAAAAAAUCGAAAUACAUUUUAUUGAUGGACUCUUAUCUCGGACGAGGAUCAUUAUAGCCUCAUUUUAGCGCCUAUUUCGCGAAGCAUAAUUUUUUUUUUUCGUUCCUGGAUAAUUCGAAUAUUUUUUUUUUUAUUUAUUCAAUUUUUAAUUCUAAUUUGAUCACGAAAUGUUUGGAAUUAGGGGAUUUUUUUCCACUUUUGUAUAUUUUUUUUUUUUUUUUUCCCUUCGAAGCCCCAGGAUCUCAUCUUCAUGUUUUUUUUUCUCGCCAUUUUUUUUCCUCGCUCUGUGUAUAAAGUUGUCAUUUUUUUUUUGUCGCCUGUGCAGCAUCAUCUGUGAUUCGGGUUUUGAUUUUGUUUUUUUUUUUUUUUAUUCUACGUCGUUAUUUUAGUUUAGAAAUUCUUUUUUCGAAAUUAAUAUCAUUGAAAUUCAAAAAAAAAGGUUUCGAAUGAUAGAAAAGAAAUGGAAGUGUUAUUGGAAAAAUUUAAAAUAACGAAUAUAUUAGAAAAUAGAAUUUAGAAAAAAAAUGAUUCUAAUUUAAGAAAAAUUGCAAAAUUUAGUAGAUAAUUCUACUGGAUAUUAACGAAAUAGAAAAUAAUUGAAGCAAAAUAAAUAAAGUAGAUAAAUUGAACCAAAAAUAAUAUAAAAUAGUUACAAUAAAUAUUAGUAGAAAUUAUAGAAAAUGAAUAAAUAAAAAAAAAUUCAAAUCGUUAAAAAUAAAAAUUCACGUUAAAUGUUACAAUGUUAAAAAAACAAGAAAACUGUUAAAUAAAAUAAAUAUUGAAAGAAAAUGAAUUCUUAAAAUAGAGAUACAGAUUAUAUAUAUGUGGAAUCAUCCCGAGAUAAGAUCUGCCCAGGCGGACAUCGUUUCUGUAUUAUUAUUAUUAUUAUAAUACAAUUUUAUUUUUUAUUUUUUCUAUUGUACAGUACAGUAACGAUAAUAAUUUUUUUUUUCUUUACUGUAUCGUACAAUAUUGUAUUAUUGUAUAAUUUGUUUUUAAACGCACAAUGCAAAAAAAAGCACCUGAUUAUACCGUGUGAGUGAAAUUUAUCACCCUCGGUUACGUCUUUUAAUGUGAUUGAUAUAAUAAUAAAUAUUAUUAUAUGUAUUGUACUCGGCCAUUUUAAAAAUAAUUGACGAGAACAAUAUUAUUGACGAUUACAAUUGUAACGAGUUCGUAAUUUUUAUUUUAUUUUUAAUUUUUUUUUCUUUUUUAAUUUGGAUCUCUCAUUUGGUGUGAAUGCGUGGACUUGGAAUUGAAAAUUUCAAUUCGAAUUUUAUUUUUUUUUGAAGAUUCGUGAUGCUUUUUGUUAGUUAUUAAUUAUAAUCUAUUUAGUAUAAUAAUGUGGUGACGAAUGUGAGAGAGAGACCACAGAAAAGUUGAUAUUAUAAUCAGUAAAAAUUUUCUAAAGAAUUUCAGUAUUAUAUCUUAUAUUUUCUGAAGAGAAUUAUUAUUAUUUUUUUAUUUUCAUUAUAUUAUUAUAAUAUAUUAUUAAUUUUAUUAUAAUUAUUAUAUAUUAUCUAUUAUCUAUUUUUAUUAUUAAGUAUUAUUUUUAUUAUUUUUAUUUUUAGAGAAAUGUUAUUUUAUUAAUUUAAUUUGUAAUUAGUUUUAUUUAGACUUACAUUAGCAUCACGAAUUUUGUUGCAAUUUUUUUAUAAUUCAGUAAUUUUUUUUUUGGAAAAUUUUAAUUUUUAAAUGUUCGGUAGUCAGAGAAAGAGAAAGAGAGAGAGAGAGAUUAUUGUCUAAUUAGUGUGUAGUUCAAGUCCUUGCUUGUGCACCUAGCACUAUUUCACCGCUAACCGUGUGUACAAAUUUGAAAAUGAAUCAUUAUUGUGAUUCACAUCAUUUGUAUUAUAUUGUAAAGUAUCAGCAAAAUAAAAUCUUAAGAUGUGUAUCUUAAAA